Cooperia oncophora is the source of this 969-nucleotide messenger RNA. Lineage: Eukaryota; Metazoa; Nematoda; Chromadorea; Rhabditida; Trichostrongylidae. The record is from the annotation of a GenBank genome assembly.
AUGAAGAAAAAAGAUAAGAAGCAUGUUAUGGAAAGAAAACAAAAGAGAAAGCGUGAGGAGACAAUAGAAGGCGAGGAACCAUCACCCGAGCUAGGAUCAACGGCCGCUGAGGACUUAGAUGGUGAAUCACCGAAUAAUAUGGAGGAAGAAGAAGGCAUGGACGUUGAAGAGGCAGCCAGUAGCUCGAAGGACGACAGUUAUCAAAAAGAGUUCAAAAUACUCGGGCAAACGGAAUUCGCGCCUCUGAAAAAAAUCAACGUUACGACCUCCUGGGUGUCGAAUGCUACUUUGUUUCCCGCGGAAUUGCACGAGAGGAAUUUAGCUGAUUUAUCCUCAGUAUUCGGUAUCCCCGAUGCAUUAUUAAAUCUAGUUAGGAAACGAAUACGGUCAUGGUUCCCUGUGCAAAAAUCAGUUCUACCUUAUCUUCUCCACGACAUAACUCAUGUACCCCCUGUGCGACCCCGUGAUAUAGCUAUUUCUGCCCCUACAGGAUCCGGGAAAACUUUGUGCUACGUGCUCCCGAUCUUGGCACAGAUAGGUGCCCGUCCUUGUGGUCGGUUACGUGCGCUUGUUAUCGCUCCUGUGCAGACACUCGUCAAGCAAAUAGAACAGGUAACAUUUGCUUUCAGCGUUACGACCUCCUGGGUGUCGAAUGCAACUUUAUUUCCCGCGGAGCUGCACGAGAGGAAUCUAGCUGAUUUAUCCUCAGUAUUCGGUAUACCUGAUGCGUUAUUAAAUCUAGUUAGGAAACGAAUACGGUCAUGGUUCCCUGUGCAAAAAUCAGUUCUACCUUAUCUUCUCCACGACAUAACUCAUGUACCCCCUGUGCGACCCCGUGAUAUAGCUAUUUCUGCCCCUACAGGUAGGCUACCUAUUUAUUUACCGAAAACGUUCUGCACCACAGGAAAGAAGUGUGUAAUUAGAAAUUUGAAGAAUUUGCAAAGGUUCACGAUGGCUGGGGGCGGAUGA